This is a messenger RNA of Misgurnus anguillicaudatus (oriental weatherfish), 1705 nucleotides long. It is a transcript of the gene idh2, whose product is annotated as isocitrate dehydrogenase (NADP(+)) 2. Gene Ontology annotation, biological process: NADP+ metabolic process; isocitrate metabolic process. Gene Ontology annotation, cellular component: mitochondrion. The record is from RefSeq and is a predicted model, not a curated record. Gene Ontology annotation, molecular function: magnesium ion binding; isocitrate dehydrogenase (NADP+) activity; NAD binding. NCBI's taxonomy places the organism in Eukaryota, Metazoa, Chordata, Actinopteri, Cypriniformes, Cobitidae.
AUUCGAUCCUUCCUUCGAUCGGAGAGAAGUCGGGAGCAACAUCCAGUAAAUUCGGCAACAAAAAACAUGGCUGGCUACUUGAAAGUCCUCAGCUCUCUCUCUAGGUCCGCCGCCACUCUAUCAAAAAACCCCGCCGUUCUUGCUCCAGCUUCUUGCCAGAGUUUGCAACAAAGGAACUAUGCCGAUAAGCGCAUCAAGGUGGCGCAGCCGGUGGUGGAGAUGGACGGCGAUGAAAUGACCAGGAUCAUCUGGGAGUUUAUCAAAGAAAAGCUCAUUCUGAACAAUGUGGAUGUGGAGCUGAAGUACUUUGACCUGGGUCUUCCUUACCGUGACCAGACAAGUGACCAAGUCACAAUUGACUCUGCAUUAGCUACCCAGAAAUACAAUGUUGCUGUGAAAUGCGCCACCAUUACACCUGACGAAGCUAGGGUCGAAGAAUUCAACUUGAAGAAAAUGUGGAAGAGUCCCAACGGCACUAUCAGGAACAUCCUGGGUGGCACUGUCUUCCGUGAGCCAAUCAUAUGCAAAAACAUUCCCAGACUUGUUCCUGGCUGGACACAGCCCAUCACCAUUGGCAGACAUGCUUUUGGUGACCAGUACAAAGCAACAGACUUCGUUGUGAACCAACCAGGCAAAUUCACGAUGGUCUUCACUCCAACUGAUGGAAGCAAAAGCAAGGAGUGGGAGGUGUUUGAUUUCCCUGGUGGCGGCUGUGGAAUGGGCAUGUACAACACCGAUGAGUCCAUCACUGGCUUCGCUCACAGCUGCUUCCAGUACGCUAUCCAGAAGAAAUGGCCCCUUUACAUGAGCACCAAGAAUACCAUCCUGAAAGCUUAUGAUGGCAGAUUCAAGGAUAUUUUCCAGGAAAUUUUCGAGAAAAACUACAAGCCACAGUUCGACAAGCUGAAGAUCUGGUAUGAGCACAGGCUUAUUGAUGACAUGGUAGCUCAGGUCCUGAAAUCAUCGGGUGCCUUUGUUUGGGCCUGCAAGAACUACGAUGGAGAUGUGCAGUCUGACAUCCUUGCUCAGGGUUUCGGUUCCCUGGGCCUGAUGACAUCAGUGUUGGUGUGUCCUGAUGGAAAGACCAUUGAAGCUGAGGCUGCUCACGGCACAGUAACCAGGCAUUACCGCGAGCACCAGAAGGGAAGGCCAACUAGCACUAACCCCAUUGCCAGCAUCUUCGCUUGGACCAGGGGUCUGGAGCACCGUGGCAAACUCGAUGGAAAUCCAGAUUUGAUUAGGUUCUCUCAGACUCUAGAACGGGUGUGUGUGGAGACGGUGGAGAGCGGAGUGAUGACCAAGGAUCUGGCUGGCUGCAUUCAUGGUCUCCCCAACUGCAAGCUGAACGAGCAUUACGUCAACACCACAGACUUCUUAGAUGCCAUUAAAACCAAUCUGGACAAAGCUCUGGGCAAAUGAAGGACGCCUGGCAUGGACGCCACCAUGAGUGUGUCUUUUUGUACCUCAUUUUUAACUUAAAAAAGGUCAUGACUACAAAUGUUAUGAGUUCUAAAAACAUAAUAAUGUUCAUAGCUGUGCUGUUAGCUAAUCCUGCUAAUGGGGUCCUCCAUCUCUCCCCACCUUCAGGGUUCUAUUUUUGUAAGAUGAAGUACUGUAUGUCCGAAACUGUACAAUACCACAGGAAGAAAAGAACAUUCAAGGGCCAUUUGAGAAACCCUCUAAUAAAUCUCUCUUGUCACCCGAA